Messenger RNA from Rotaria sp. Silwood1, 1311 nucleotides. The record is from the annotation of a GenBank genome assembly. Lineage: Eukaryota; Metazoa; Rotifera; Eurotatoria; Philodinida; Philodinidae.
AUGACACUAUCAUCGAAACUUCAAUUAGCCUAUUAUAUUAUGAUUGCAUUAACGGGUCUUAUUGGUAAUACAACUACAAUCAUUGUUUUUUCUCAAAGACGAUUACGUUCAUUACGUUCAUCAUUUUUUCUUACUUGUCUCGCUGUAACUGAUCUUAUAUUUAUACUUAUACUUGUUCUGGCUUUACUUGAUGAAUUAAAUGUACCAAUUAUGACUGCACCUGUUUGUAUGUUAACAAUUUAUUUAAGUCAUAUAGCAUCAUUUUUAUCAUCAAAUUUCACAUUAGCUUAUACAAGUCAUCGUCUUAUAGCUGUCUUCUUUCCAAUAAAAGCAACAACUUUUUUAAAACAACGUACAAAUCGUAUAUUAGCAUUAACAUUAUUAAUAUUUGCAUGUUUAUUUUAUUCAUUAUCAUUUCCUGUAACAACAACAAAAUUUCGUUCAAAUUCAACAAAUAUUGUUUAUUGUGAAGAAGACCGAGAUAAACCAUUAUUAUUUCCAUUUCUUGUUAUGGAUACAUUAUUUACAUUUAUUAUACCAUUUUCAUGUAUAUCAUGCAUGAAUUUAGCUAUUGUUUAUAAACUUCAUUCAAAAUUUACAUAUAAAUUAAAAUCACCUACAUCAAAAACACAAACACCAAUUAUUUAUCCAUCAGUGAAGUCAUCAAGUAAUUCAUCAGGCCAAUCAGUUUCGGAUGCUCUUCCAUUAUCUCAAUUGAGUAAUGGAAAUAUUAGUAAUGCUACUAAUACAAAUGGUAGUCCAAAUAAUAAUAAUAUUUAUAGUGAAACAAAUCAUCUUAUUAAACAACAAAACAGUUCUCUUUUAUGUGUUAGACCGUUAGAACAACACAAAAGAACCAGAAGUAAUACGUCGAUAACGUCUAAUUCGUCAACAAGAAAUAUUCCAUUAUAUCAGAGAAAUACAUCAAUUGGAAUACGCUCGACUCAAUGUCGAGCAACAGCAUCAGCUAAAACAACUAAAAUGCUUUUAGCUGCAUCAACUGUGUUUUUGGUUUUUAAUUUGCCUUACCAUUUAUUAUUAUUCUGCUUUUUAUUCAUUCAAAAAGAACCACCAUGGAUGCUUAGUGCAGUAAAUGUAGCUCGUCUUUGGUUUUUUGCAUCAUUUUGUGUAAAUUUCUUCGUUUAUGUUAUAUGUGGUCAACGUUUUCGUAGUGAAGUUGUUCGUCUCUUUAGUUGUACAUUACUCCGACAACAUUUCAUAUCACAUCAACAAAAAACUCAAGAUCGCCAACUCAGCAUUUAUUUAGGCCAUCGUCUAAUAAGAAUUUCAUCAACACAUCUAUCUCAUUAA